This is a messenger RNA of Panicum virgatum (switchgrass), 2258 nucleotides long. Its product is annotated as probable leucine-rich repeat receptor-like protein kinase At5g49770. Bases 608 to 1744 code for a protein of 378 amino acids. Gene Ontology annotation, molecular function: ATP binding; protein kinase activity. The record is from RefSeq and is a predicted model, not a curated record. The transcript has 8 exons. Lineage: Eukaryota; Viridiplantae; Streptophyta; Magnoliopsida; Poales; Poaceae. Gene Ontology annotation, biological process: protein phosphorylation.
UGUUGGUUUCAUUUCAUCCUCUGCACGUCCGCCGUAUGCAUGUGCAGCUCUCUCUGCACUGGCGCUGUCGUCGAUUUAAAGUAUCACCUCAUCGCUUGGUAAAACGGAAGCGAAGAAAUGGGAAGAACCGUCUAAAGGCAGGCACUGAUCCGCUCUUACAUUUCCUUUCCAGGUGAAAGAUUCCACAUGCUCAGGCUGCACUGGAAAAAAAAAGAUUUUUUUGCUGCAGUUGAAGAAGUUGCAUCCCCAAUUGCCAUGUGGGGAGGUUACGCUUGCGCAUCAAUCACAUCGCAUCCGUUCCGACACCCACCUGGGCGGGCGGCGUCUUCUUGCUCCUCUCUUCCUCCUGUUGACGAAUUGCAUGCCGCUCUCCUUGUCUUUAAAGAGCCGGCCAGUCAGCUCGUGAAGCUUGCGAUCGAGGCGCAAGCUCUCUGUUCGUUGGCCCUAGCUAGGAAGCCGCCGCCGGCGGCGCUGUUGAGCUGCAAGAGAGUUGAGAGUGAUCCGGAGCUCACUUGCGUCAUUGAUGAAUGCCGAAGCUAUAGAAGUCCCUGCUCGUUCCGAGGUUCGUAGGAUUCAUCCGUGACCGUUCGAUGCCCCGGUCGCCCGGAUGGCAUUGCCAACCCCGGUGGUAGCUGGCAUUGCGGCCGGCGCCGCCGCGUUGCUGCUGGCGGCAGUCCUGGUCGCGGCGUGGCUCGUCCGGCGGCGGCGCAGGGCACGGCGUGACCAGAGCUCCGACACCGGCUCGUCCGAGGCUCCUCCCACGCUGGCUGAGUGGGGCCGGUUCGGCCGGACCUCGUCGGCGCCGGAGUUCCACGGCGCCAGGCAGUUCUCGCUGGAGGAGCUGGCGCACGCCACCAAGAACUUCGCCGAGGCCAACCUGGUGGCCGCCGGGAGCUUCGGGAUGGUGUACAAGGGUCUGCUUCUCGACGGCACCGUUGUCGCCAUCAAGCGCCGCGCCGGCGCGCCGCGGCAGGACUUCGCCGACGAGGUCAGGAGGCUAUCAGAGAUCUGGCACCGCAAUGUCGUGACGCUGAUCGGGUACUGCCAAGAAGGGGGUCUACAGAUGCUGGUGUUCGAGUACCUGCCCAACGGCAGUGUGAGCGGCCAUUUGUACGACACUGGCAAGGAGUCCAUGACAAGGCUGGAGUUCAAGCAGAGGCUCUCCAUAGCCAUUGGAGCAGCUAAAGGUCUGAAUCACCUGCACACCCUGGCGCCUCCGUUGAUCCACAGGGAUUUCAAGACGAGCAACGUCCUGGUCGACGAGAACUUCAUCGCGAAGGUGUCUGACGCCGGAAUCGACAGGCUGCUGCGAGGGUUCGAAGGCGCCGCUCCGCCGAAUGUCAGCGUCUACCAAGAUACAGAGGUGCAUUCAUUGGCCCAGCUUUCAGAAAGCAGCGACGUAUACAGCUUUGGUGUUUUUCUUCUGGAGCUGAUCACUGGCAGGGAAGCUGCCGGCCUAAUUCCACCAGAAUCCAAGGAACCUCUUGCUCAUUGGAUGGAGGCACAUUUCAGCUCGAACGAGCUGAUCGACCCCAGGCUGGGAGGGAGCUUCACAUCGGAGGGCAUGACGGAGCUGGUGGGCCUGGCAUUCCAGUGCCUGAGCCCCUCGGCGAGGCGGCGGCCCAGGAUGCGGCUGGUGGCGGCGGAGCUGGACCGGAUCCUGGAGAAGGAGAUGACCCUGACCACCGUCAUGGGCGACGGCACCGCCAUCGUCACGCUCGGCAGCCAGCUCUUCACGUCCUGAUCAGGACACAGGACAGCACCAAUGCAAGCGGUACAGACAGCACUGCCGAGGCGAGGGAGACAAGCUUCUGAAUGACGCAUGCAUCUCGACGCUCGGGUCCGGCACCGGGCGCAGCGGCGGCGUUCGUCAUUGCAGUGCUGUGCUGUGCAGCCUCCCGUUGAUGUCCUCGCGUGUCGAGUCGCUGCCGUCCUCCCUCAGACCUAGCGAAGGAUCUCAAUUCUCAAGGGGUUCUCCAUCUGGAAAUUGGAGUAGAGGGGGAGCGGAAGCCUCGGCGGGCUCGCCGUCGACGUCAGGGGUGGCCGCCGGCGACAGGAAGGGGAGCCGUUGAUCCCAAUAUUUUUCAGAAAGGCCAAUGCACCGCGAUGAUCGCGACCCAACUAUUUUUCGUAAAAAAAAUCGCUCUACUUUGGAUCGGCGAUCCAAAAUUAGAGGUACAUGUAAAUAGUUAUUUUCAGUUUUUCACAAAACCACCUACUUAUCAAUUUGAAAACAAAACCUGAAAUUGGAACCCAAA